Molecule: messenger RNA, 261 nt
Organism: Pedinophyceae sp. YPF-701
Lineage: Eukaryota; Viridiplantae; Chlorophyta; Pedinophyceae
Source: the annotation of a GenBank genome assembly
AUGGCUCCCACUGCGAUCAACGACUGCGCCAGGCGGGGCGAGCUCCACGCCGUGGCGCGCUACUUCAAGGCCCACGCUGACGAGAUCAACUCCCAGGACGAUGCGGGCCGCACGGCGCUGCACUGGGCGGCGCUUGGCGAGGUGCGUGUCGUGGACUGGUUGCUUCGGCACGGCGCGGACGGGAACGUGCUGUGCGCCCACGGCCGCAACGCGGCGCACUACGCGGCGCUGGGAGGCAAGGCGGACAUCGCGAACAGGUGA